AACCGACACGUUGACGGAAAAUGGCUUUGACCGUCGUGCCCUCGGCCCGCGUUUUCAAUGGAAACGUGGGGACGCAGGCUUACGUUUCCGGAUCCACGGGAUCCACGUGUCUCUGCUGCCCUUACGGGUACCACAUCGACCUGGAUUUCGUGCGAUACUGCGAGGCGGUGGCGGCAGGAAGCACCGGGGACAGGUCCAGCAUCGAGAGACGGAGGAAAAGGGAACGUCGAAAGCAAUGCCAAUCGAUGGAGGUUCUCCUGGGCCUGGUGAGCCCGGCCCUCGCAGGAAUAGAGGCCGAACUGCCGAAAAUACCGCAAGAACCUGUCACGACGAACGGAGUGGCGACUUUACCGAGGUCGAGCUACGAACGGCAAGGGUACACACAGGAAUCGCAGGCCCUCGACCUCAGCGACGUCGUGGGCGAUUUCGAGGCGACCCUCAGACGGUCGAGGGCGAAGACCAUCGAUAGACAGGAUCGCACCGAGAACGAUGGAACGAACGCAGUUACGCCGAUGCAGAACAACGCGCAGGUCGAGCACGCGGCUGACUUUGACAAUGCGAGCGUCGGCAGCGGGAACUCGAAUCUCAGCACGGGCGCGCUACAGAACAUCAGGGAACAAAUGGCAGCCUCGCUGGAACGGAUGAAGGAGCUGGAGGAACAGGUCAAGGCGAUUCCCAUGUUACAGGUGCAAGUGUCGGUGCUGAAAGAGGAGAAACGGAAUCUCCUGCGACAAGUGGACGAGCUGAGCAAGACGGGCGCCUGCAACAACACGCUGCACAGGCACCGUAGCCAGUCGUUCUCGGAACAGCGGGCCACCCUGCGAAAUCUGAAGAACGCUGCGGCGACGACGACCACUGUCCCGACCCGGGACACGGGAACGAUGUGCGGCGUGAUGACACGGGACGUCGGUGUCUCGCACCAGCAGGUUCGAACUCGAGAUAUCGGCAUGAUAACGAGCACCCCGAUAAAAUCGCUGCAGAGGAGUCGAUUGCAGAUCGAAGAAAUCGUACCUGAAAUACAAGACCGUAGCUAUUCGAUGCUCGAUCAGACGUCCUCCAGCCUGGGCAAGCUUUACUCGAGCGACUCGCGGGACAGUUGGAGAUCGACGUUAACCCGUAGUCAAUUGAUGUACGAGGACAUCGCGCCCGAAGCAAUGAGAAUGACAGAUCGGUUGAGAAGAAGCCCACUUCAAACCGAAUCGAUACCACCGAGCAGUCCGAAGCUGGUCAGAGAAGCGAAGAAGCUACGGGACGUUGGCGUGAACACGAGGAACCGAUUGCAGGACCUGGUGUUCAGUCAGUACGUGAUCGAGGAUAUCGCUCCGGUGGUGACGAAGAAUGAAACGAAGAAACGAUCUCACGGAACUUGCACUGUUCUCACCAUGAAAGACAUUCUGACGCAAGAGGAUGUCGCGGUUAUCGUCGACGAUGCCCUCAGGAUCUAUAAAAGUACGUUGAUCAAGGACACGAUGUCCAGAGGAUGUCAAUGCACGCCAGAACCGCCGAGACCUAUCGAAAAAAGGGACCAGUUCGUCCAGGUGACGGAACCGUACAAAAUGAGGGCGAACGUAGGCGUAACGGUGAAACCAAGAACGUCCGAAAUCGGUAUCGAGGUUAGAACUGGUCCAGGAACAAGGACCAUCGCGGUUGGUCCCGAUCCGUUCGCCGCCCAAUCGAUAUCCCUGCACUCGAUGAACUCGAGGAGUUAUUCGUUCAAUUACGGAGAUACGAAAGUCAAACGGAAAACCACCAAGUCUGUUGGCGUAAUGGUCGACGAUUUAGUACGAAUGAGCGUGAAGAGCACCGACACUUCCGGUCUGGCGGCGAAGAAACGGGAAUUCGGUACCUCGCCGAUUAAAAAGAAGUUCACCGAUGUUUCGGUCGGGGAAUCGGUGAAACCACACAUUUCGAUAUCUUGUGCGGCGAAUUAUUGCGAUAAUUGUAAAGAGACUAUUAAGAAUUUGGCGAAACAGAUUGUAAAUAACGCGGAGAAUAAUAUGAAUCAUCAGAACACGAAUCUCGUCUCGAGGAUACCGAGGCCGUCCCAUAUACCGUUGAACAACUCGAUCGAGCACAGGAGGCAGUUCAAGCGACAGGAUACUUACACGAAGAUACCGGCUGUUGCGGUAAUCAGAUACGAUUCUGAUAAUAAGGAGCAGUAUGAAAACAGCAAUCGUAUCCAGCAACUGCAAGGGGAAAAAAGGAAAGAUGAAAAGUCUGAGGAAAUCUACAUGGUGGAGAAGCAAGCGAACAACGAUGAGAAGCAUGAGCUACCAGAGUCUGCCUUGUUCCAGCCGAUUCAAGAGAAACCUAGAAAGAAGGUUGAACCUUCCAAAGAGAUGCAGGCUGCCAUGAAGGUUUUGAACGACAGCCUUAAAAAGUCGCCAAGCAAGAAUAUCUCCCAUCAGAUGAAAAAUGCCAUUAACAUCAUCCAGCAAGAGUGGUUCAAAAUCUCUAGCACAGUGAAUGCCAAUCCCCUAGAAGUAGAAGAUUAUUUAGACUGUUUCGAAGAGUGUUCCAGUACCUUAUUGGAAUACAUUGUUAACAUGACUGACUCUAGUGGAAAUACUGCUAUGCAUUAUGCAGUUUCUCAUGGAAACUUUGAUGUUGUGUCCAUUCUUUUAGACUCUAAAGUUUGCGAUAUUAAUAAGGCAAAUAUGGCUGGUUACACAGCUGUGAUGUUGGCAGCACUCGCAGAGGUCAGAAAUUCCACUCAUGCUUCUGUGGCGAACAGGUUGUUCCAGCUGGCCGACGUGAAUAUUCGAGCCAAAUUGCAUGGUCAAACUGCCUUGAUGCUGGCAGUAUCUCAUGGUCGUAAAGACAUGACUCAACUACUUCUGGAUGCAGGAGCAGCAGUUAACAUUCAAGACGAAGACGGCAGUACGGCUUUAAUGUGCGCCGCAGAACACGGACACACCGACAUCGUGCGAUUAUUGCUUGCACACCCAGACUGUGAUCCAUCAAUCGUCGACAUAGACGGUAGUUCCGCUUUGAAAAUUGCAUUAGAGGCGGGUAAUCGAGACAUCGGCGUGUUACUAUACGCCCACGAACGCGUAAAUCGAGGCACAAGUCCCUAUUCGUCAAUGAGACGCAGCAGGAGAGGGUCCAAACCAACAACGCCUACUGGACCCUCUCCUUCGGCUCCGGUAAGCCCAGCUCCAUCCCGAAGGAUUCACUCGUCAACCGUUUCACUAAACUCCUCCAAAUAUUCUGCUAAAUAA
Dufourea novaeangliae is the source of this 3221-nucleotide messenger RNA. It is a transcript of the gene Kank, whose product is annotated as KN motif and ankyrin repeat domain-containing protein 2. Gene Ontology annotation, biological process: negative regulation of actin filament polymerization. The record is from RefSeq and is a predicted model, not a curated record. Bases 21 to 3221 code for a protein of 1066 amino acids. The transcript is spliced from 9 exons. Lineage: Eukaryota; Metazoa; Arthropoda; Insecta; Hymenoptera; Halictidae. Gene Ontology annotation, cellular component: cytoskeleton; cytoplasm. Gene Ontology annotation, molecular function: protein binding.